CACAAUGGGCUCCCCAAGGCCCCACCCUUUGCAACCAAGGUGAUCCUAGCUCCACCCCCUUCUUAACAGGUUGCCCCUAAGCCUCGCCUUACGCCCAAUCUAAAUCAGUCCCCCUCCCCCGAGCGGGUGCCUGAGUCAAAGGUUGCGGACACCGAGGGAUUUGCUCUGGGAGUCAGAGUAGCCGCUGCCACUGGAAUCUGGAGCCAUGAGCGGGUUUAAUUUUGGAGGCACUGGGGCCCCCACAGGCGGGUUCACGUUUGGCACCGCAAAGACAGCAACAACCACGCCUGCUACCGGCUUCUCUUUCUCUACGUCUGGCACUGGCGGGUUUAACUUUGGGACUCCCUCCCAGCCAGCUGCAAGCACCCCUUCUACUGGCCUGUUCUCGCUCACCACCCAAGCUCCAGCGACACAGACCCCAGGGUUCAGUUUUGGAACCACAACUCCUGCUACGGGAGGAACGGGAUUCUCCUUAGGGAUCAGCGCUCCGAAGCUAAACCUGAGCAAUGCAGCCGCCACCCCAGCCACUGCUCACCCUGGCGGCUUUGGGCUCGGCGGCAGCACCCUCACCAACGCCAUCUCGAGCACUGUCACCUCCAGCCAGAGCACAGCACCCGCUGGCUUUGUGUUCGGCUCCACCACCACCUCUGCCGCUCCGUCCACCACACCGGGGGGAUUCUCGUUCACAGGCGGAAGCACGUCCCAGAGCGGGACCUCCGGUUUCAAUAUUGGCUCCAUGGGGAGUUUGGCCCAGCCCACGGCACUGGGCGGACUGCCCUUCACUCCCGCCACGCCGGCAACCACUGGAGCAGGAGCCACUCAGCCAGCUGCUCCUGCACCCGCCGCGGCCACCACCAGUGCCGGGCCCACGCUGUUCGCCUCGCUAGCGACCGCUCCAGCCUCCUCCACCACCACCGGGCUUUCCCUUUGUACCCCGUCGACCACAGCUGCGGCACCCGGGGCCGGAACGCUGGGCUUCAGCUUAAAGGCCCCCGGGGCGGCUUCUACCUCCUCCACGACAACAUCCACUGCUACUGCCACCACUGCCACAGCCACCACCACGGCGGCCACCACCACCGCCGGCUUUGCCUUGAAUCUGAAGCCACUGGCACCGGCCGGGAUCGCCAGCAACGCACCGGCUGCCGCGACCGUGCCUCCUGGCUCCGGCGCACCCACGGGGGCGUCCGCCAGUCCCGUGAUGACCUACGCCCAGCUGGAGAGUCUGAUCAACAAGUGGAGCCUGGAGCUGGAGGACCAGGAGCGGCACUUUUUGCAGCAGGCCACACAGGUCAACGCCUGGGACCGCACGCUGAUCGAGAAUGGGGAGAAGAUCACUACCCUCCACCGCGAGGUGGAGAAAGUGAAGCUGGACCAGAAGAGGCUGGACCAAGAGCUCGACUUCAUCCUGUCUCAGCAGAAGGAGCUGGAAGACCUGCUGAGCCCGCUGGAGGAGUCGGUCAAGGAGCAGAGCGGGACCGUCUACCUGCAGCACGCCGACGAGGAGCGCGAGAAAACCUACAAGCUCGCCGAGAACAUCGACGCGCAGCUGAAGCGCAUGGCCCAAGACCUCAAGGACAUCAUCGAGCACCUGAACACGUCUGGAGGUCCCGCCGACACCAGCGACCCCCUGCAGCAGAUCUGCAAGAUCCUCAACGCGCACAUGGACUCGCUGCAGUGGAUCGACCAGAACUCGGCCCUGCUGCAGAGGAAGGUGGAGGAGGUGACCAAGGUGUGCGAGGGGCGUCGCAAAGAGCAGGAGCGCAGCUUCCGGAUCACGUUCGACUGAGCUGCCGGCCGUCUUCAGGGCCCGUGGGUUCCGAGGGUGUUGGGGGCAGUGGGCGCCGCGUAAUUAUUGUCUGGUUUUUGGUUGCAGUGAAUACUUGUUUGCUCCUUUCUUCAAACGACUGUGCUGUUGAGAACAGUUCUGUGGUCUGGCAUUUUGCAUUAGUAAAAAGAGAAAUAUUCCAAGCACUCUGGCCCUGACAGCAGCCUAGUGGGUGUGGUUUCUUUUGUGUAUCUUUUGCGUAUCCCAGACCCCAUGACCUACAACAGCACCCUCCCCAUCCUUCUUGGCUCCAGCCAGGUGCUGGAGAAGUGCUGAUUCGCACAAACACCAUCCGUCUCCCAGCAGGGUCCGCUAAGUGGCCACUUGUCCAACACAUAGUCGUAGGUGCAGUGAAAAGUCUCCGUCUUCGAGGAGACAGCAUCCUCGUAUGAGGUGUGUGCGUGUGGAAAUUCACCACCAGUGCAAAGAAGGGACGUGUGAAUAGAACCGACCGUUGGAUGUAGAAUUCAAAGGAGGAAGGACAGGUCAGAUGAGGGACUUAAAUGAGGUGUUGAGAAAAGGGUCAGACUCGAACCGGGAGGUCUUCACUUUGCCUGGCUGACAUGCCUCCUGAUUGUCCAGGUCUCAUCUUAGGCCUCACCUCCUCCAGGAAGCCCUCUCGGCCACCCCAAAAGCUGGGUCAGAUGGCUGUCCUGUGGUCCCUGCACCGCACUGAGCUCACAGCUUUGAUAACGCUCGCCACACGAUCUUAGGCCAACCGGUUACUGCCUCACCAUUAGAGUGUGAGCCCCUGCGGGCAAGGAGCGUUCCUUAUUCCCUUUUGUGACCUCAGCACCAUCCCUCACAUUUGCGAAUGAAUGAACAACAGAGAUGAAAAAACAGCAUAAAAUGUUCAUCCACAAAAUGGCCUGCUGAAAUGGCCACGGGUGCCAGAGGCGGCCACAGACUUGGUUCUGAACUUGACCGACGCUAAAGCAAACCUGGUUAGUUACAGUGAGAUCCAGUGUCCAGAAGAACAGAAGGCAGCCAGUUGUAUCCCAAGUGUCUUUCGUAUUUGUCUUUACAGUUCGCUGCACUGUCUGAAAUACCUGUGACUGUAUGUUGCUUUCCUAAAUAAAAUUUAUUGUGGAACAAAAAA
Molecule: messenger RNA, 2924 nt
Organism: Felis catus (domestic cat)
Lineage: Eukaryota; Metazoa; Chordata; Mammalia; Carnivora; Felidae
Gene: NUP62
Product: nucleoporin 62
Exons: 2
Coding region: 206-1786 (526 amino acids)
Biological process (GO): RNA export from nucleus; protein import into nucleus
Cellular component (GO): nuclear pore central transport channel; nuclear pore
Molecular function (GO): structural constituent of nuclear pore; phospholipid binding
Source: RefSeq, a predicted model, not a curated record